Cottoperca gobio is the source of this 1111-nucleotide messenger RNA. It is a transcript of the gene artn, whose product is annotated as artemin. The transcript has 8 exons. The coding region runs from base 1 to 795 and encodes 264 amino acids. Gene Ontology annotation, molecular function: growth factor activity; receptor tyrosine kinase binding; glial cell-derived neurotrophic factor receptor binding. NCBI's taxonomy places the organism in Eukaryota, Metazoa, Chordata, Actinopteri, Perciformes, Bovichtidae. The record is from RefSeq and is a predicted model, not a curated record.
AUGCCACGGGAUAUAGCCAAGGAAGCAGCACAGAGCUCCGCAGAGAAUAUCCAACACGUGAUCAAUGGAAAAACCUGGUGGAGGCAGGGCGUGUCGACUCCCCAGCUUUACCUGAAGAACUGGAAGCCAGACAGGGAACCCAGACACAAUUUCCAUGUCAAAAGGCUGAUGGAACAGGUUGGGUCAGCUUUCAUGGAGGAGCAGUGGUGGAAAGUAAUGCUGUGGGUGGUGGCAUCAUUGCUGACACUAGUAGAAGAUGUGCUUUCUGAAGAGGACAAUAAAGAGGCUCAGUCAGACCUCCAUGUCUUCAGGCUCCCCAUCCUGUCUCCUGCUGAGGAUCUGGAACAGGCUAGCAGGGUCCACACACCCUGGCCUAAAGCCCUUGAAGAGUGGCCACUGAUGCAGGAAGAGGAAAUCCAGCAGAGUAGAUGGCGGCGCUCCCCUCGUAACCCAAAUUUGCCCAAAAUAUCAAGGAGGAACCGCAAGAAGACCAAGAGCAGUCGCGACUGCCACUUGGAGAGAAAGGAGAUGCGGGUGAGGGAUUUUGGUCUCGGCUACGACUCGGACGAGAUAAUCCUCUUUAAGUACUGUGUUGGGACAUGCCAUAGCUCCCGCAAGAACUAUGACCUGGCCCUAAAGGCUCUGAUGGAAAAUGGGAGCAUCUCCGGGAAGAAGGUCAGCAGUCACCCCUGCUGUCGGCCUACCCGGUAUGAGACUGUGUCUUUCAUGGACAAACAGACUACCUGGCAGACAAUCAAAUGGCUCUCGGCGGCCAACUGCAGCUGUGUGAGCUGACUGCAAAGAAGAAUGUCUAUCUCCAACUCAGAAAAGUUUUUUGAGUGAAAUAGCAGGAUACUGCGAGUCCUGGUCUCUAUAGUGGGUGACUAAACCCUGGUUCAUGUGGUCUGAGGCGUGGGCCUCAGAUAGGAUACUCAAAAGGAUGGCCUUCCCUAUACUAAUAGCACCAGCAGGCUAUCUGGAUGUGUGCCCCCAGCUUGGAGCAGUGGAAGAACAAUCCGUAUUCAGUCAGGAUGAGAAUAACUCUUCAAGUCCCAAAGUUCAUUAUGAAGCGUCUGAAGAAAGGAGUGUGCCACUAGAAAAAUUAUUGGAC